UGUUUUUUUUUUUAGUCGGCUGCUUGUAACUUGUCGUACAUUGAACGAAUAGAGCGUGAAAAUUAUGAUCGUAUCGAUUGUUCAAUAAUUUUGAUUGAAAAUAGUGGCAAACAAAAGAAAAAUCAAAUUUUAAUGGAAUUUGUGUAUAUUGCAUUGUAACCAAAGGGCAUUAUAAUUUAAUUCAUUUUAUAUUUGGUGGCAUUUAGAGCGGAAAUACACAACAAAAGACACACAAAAUGAGUAGUCGAUAUUCGGAUGACAAGCGCACGCAUCAUCAUUAUCGUGAUGAAAAGGAUAGGCAUCGAAGUCAAUAUGAACACAAACAUCGUUCAAGAUCACGUUCACGGUCCCGAUCUCAUUCGCCUGUCCAUAGGCACGGUUCAUCGUCAUCGUCGUCGGGCGGCAGCAAUAGCCGAAACAUUCAUCAUCAUCAUAGAGACAUAAACAGCGGCCGAAAUGGUUUGUCAUCGGUUUAUGGUCGCAAUGACGAACAUAAAUCGAGAGAUGCCGACGAAUUGAUCUGUCCACCACCGCCAGUCAUAUCAAAGGUCUCGAUGUCUAUUGGAAAAUCAAAUAUACCAGCCAAGCCAGUACAGUUGAAACUUGCACCAACCAAACCCAGUGAACCUGUGAAAAAGUUAACAGUUGCAUCAGCGUUUAGCAAUAAUGACAGCGACGACGACGAAGAGGAGGAGGUUCCAGUCAAAUACUCGCGCAACAUUGGACGUGAUACGCCAACUUCAUCGGGCCCAAAUUCAUUUGGAAAAACCAAACAGGGAUUCUGCGAUGUGAAGAAAAUCUUUGAAAAAUCUUUACGUGAAUUUAACACGGAAUAAGAACGCUAGAGGUAGAGGGAGGCUUUCUAUAAUUAUUAGUUUUUAAUGGAGUAAUCUUGAUUUGUCAUUUAAUUAAUCAAAAAUAGUAAUGAAACAUAGACCAAAUUAACCAUUGGGUUCUCAUUGCUAAUGGUCAAUCAUUUCUUUUCCUUCACCGCAAAUCCGCUAUAGUAUAAAAAAAUAUUUUCGCCACAAAUCAUGUUCAAUUGAGAUAUGCUUUCUUCCAUUUUAAAAAUUAUUUUAGAAACUGUCAAUAAUCUAAUUCAAAUAUUGUUUUCGGAAAAUCUUAUUCAAUACCCAUUGUAAAAUACUUGCAUAAAGCAAUAAAGAAAAUAGAUGCAGAUAUCAACCAA
Messenger RNA from Contarinia nasturtii (swede midge), 1189 nucleotides. RefSeq names its product PEST proteolytic signal-containing nuclear protein-like. NCBI's taxonomy places the organism in Eukaryota, Metazoa, Arthropoda, Insecta, Diptera, Cecidomyiidae. The record is from RefSeq and is a predicted model, not a curated record. Gene Ontology annotation, biological process: protein ubiquitination; proteasome-mediated ubiquitin-dependent protein catabolic process. The coding region runs from base 237 to 836 and encodes 199 amino acids. The transcript is spliced from 5 exons. Gene Ontology annotation, cellular component: nucleus.